AAAAUUCUGCGUUUUAACGUAGGACAGGAAAUAUGAAAAGAGCCGGGCAGAACCCAAGCAGCACCCUCGGAUAGGCCGAGGUUCGCCAGCUCCAGCAGGGAGCAAAUCAAAGGGUUUGCUUCACUUGUCCAUCCACCCGUGAUUUUCCAGUGCUUUGGAAGUUGCAGUUCCUUUGCUAACAGGUUUUAAAGGACUGGCAUUGCUGCUUCCCUCUGGAGCAGCUCUGCAAAGGGCUUUUUUUUUUUCCUCCCUUCUCUUUCAUGCUUUAUUUCCUGACUCCACAGUGGUAUGGGUCGGUUGCAAAAGAUUCUCAUUCCCUUUUUGGGAUUGGUUUUGGCCUUCUGGUUUUAUUCUGCGAGGGAGAAUUUCAAACCGGAGAUGCUGAAAGGGAAGCGGGUGAUUGUCACGGGAGCAAGCACUGGAAUUGGAGAGCAGAUGGCGUAUCACCUGGCGCGGAUGGGAUCCCACAUUUUGAUCACAGCACGGACAGAGGCAAAGCUACAGAAAGAGGCCUAGACAUGCUGAUUCUUAAUCACAUCGGCACGUCGUACUUCGGUUAUUUCAAUGGGGAUGUUGGUCACGUGCGAAAGCUCCUGGAGAUCAACUUCCUCAGCUAUGUGGCGAUGACCACGUCUGCCCUGCCCAUGCUGAAGGAGAGCGAGGGCAGCAUCGUAGUGGUUUCAUCCAUGGCAGGUAAAGUCGGGUUUCCCUUUACGGUCCCCUACUCUGCAACUAAGUUUGCCUUGGAUGGAUUUUUCAGCUCCCUGAGGCAGGAAUUCACCAUUCAGAACAUCAACGUUUCCAUCACGCUCUGCAUCCUCGGCUUCAUCGAUACUGAGAGCGCCCUGCGCGCCGCCGGCGAGCUGCUGCGCGUGGCGGCGGCGCCGCGCGAGGAGUGCGCGCUGGAGAUCCUGCGGGCCGCCGCGCUGCGCCGCCGCGAGCUCUACUACCGCUACGGCUCCACGCGCCUGCCGCUGCUGCUGCGCGACUGGGCCGCCGAGCUGCUCGACUACCUGGUCCGGAGCCGCUACCGCCUGGACGGCACGAGGAGGAACUAGC
This is a messenger RNA of Phalacrocorax carbo (great cormorant), 1059 nucleotides long. NCBI's taxonomy places the organism in Eukaryota, Metazoa, Chordata, Aves, Suliformes, Phalacrocoracidae. The record is from RefSeq and is a predicted model, not a curated record.